AUGACAGCAACAUCACAGUUGCACAGAAGUACUGCAUAUCUAUCAGUGGCUAUAAUGAGAAGAAUUGGUGACCAAAAUGAUGACUGCAAUCACCGUAACUUACUGAUGGAUGGCACCAGAGGGACCCUUCUUCAGACUAGUUUGCAGAUCACAGAUAGCCCAACAGCAAGGCCAGUACCAGCAAUGCUGGCAGAAAAUUGGGUGAGGAGUUCAGGAAGCUCUGGGCCAGAUUUCUUCAGUGAAAGAAUUGUUGUUUCCAAAAAUUUUGAGAAGAAAAAACUGGACAUUGCUUUGUUUAUCAAAGAGCACAAUGCAGUAUGUGACAUGCUAAAAAUAAAGGAGGCGGUGAAUUCAAGGAUGAAGGGUAACAGUACGAGGUUGAUUAAGGGAGGAAAAAUUGGCGUUGGCAUUAACAAUGGAAAUGAUCUUGGUGUUGUGCAAAAUGGAUUUCAUCAUGUGGCUUAUAAGAUUGAACAAGCAGCAAGGUCGAACCCAGUAACUGUCAUUGUGAAAAAAUUUCGUUGCAGAACUUACAACAGGGCAAGAGAAAUGUUGAAGGUAAGAAAUUCAUUAACAUGGGCGUAUAGGCUGAUGCAAUUUUAA
Messenger RNA from Vicia faba (fava bean), 603 nucleotides. The record is from the annotation of a GenBank genome assembly. NCBI's taxonomy places the organism in Eukaryota, Viridiplantae, Streptophyta, Magnoliopsida, Fabales, Fabaceae.